UGACAUCCAGAUUGCAGCGAAGCUGGCAGCGACUGGGACCCAGAGAGAGGGGAAAGAAGUGAAAUCUGGAGAGGAGGCUUUUCCAGGAGCUCAACCCAGAACAAGCGCUUCGGAGCCACCAGACUCGGGAGACUUUUUUCUUUGUCUCUUUUUCUUCUUCUCCUUUGAAAUGUAGUUGUAUAUUUGAGAAAAGAAAAGCCCAGCCUCACUAGUUGAUGAGAGAGGUUCUGAGCCGCUAAGGCUCCGUUUUGCAGAGCUCCGCAGCGCGCCGCAUCUGCUUUUGCACAGCCGAACAUCAGCAGCCGUUUCCCCGCUCCAAACCGCAGCCGCCCCGCUGCCUUGGUCCCGAAAUGUGCGACCUGAUGCCGGCCUCCCAGCCCGCUGAGAAGAUAGGCAAGAUGAAAAAGUUGAGGAGAACUUUGUCGGAGAGUUUCAGAAGUAUCGCUUUCAAGAAGGAAGACAGCAGCUUUGAUGAGAUAUGUGUCACAAAGAUGUCCACACGCGGCUGCCAGGGAACAGACUCGGUCAUCAAGCCCCUGGACACCAUCCCUGAGGACAAGAAGGUGAGAGUUCAGCGCACGCAGAGUGGCUUUGACCCGUUUGAGAAGCCUGCCAGCCAGGUGAAGAGGGUCCACUCGGAAAACAAUGCCUGCAUUACCGCCAAGAGCUCAUCUACUGGGAAAGAAUCGCCCAAACUGCGCAGGCACUCCAGCCCAAGUUCUCCCACAAGCCCCAAGUUUGGAAAGGCAGACUCAUAUGAGAAGCUGGAGAAGCUGGGAGAAGGCUCAUAUGCAACAGUUUACAAAGGAAAGAGCAAGGUGAACGGGAAGCUGGUGGCUCUGAAAGUGAUCCGUCUGCAGGAGGAGGAAGGAACACCCUUCACAGCCAUAAGGGAGGCGUCUCUUCUGAAAGGACUGAAGCAUGCCAACAUCGUGCUCCUCCAUGACAUCAUCCACACCAAGGAAACCCUGACUCUGGUGUUCGAGUAUGUGCACACAGACCUGUGUCAGUACAUGGACAAACACCCAGGCGGUCUCCACCCAGACAACGUGAAGCUUUUCUUGUUCCAGUUGUUGAGAGGCCUGUCCUACAUUCACCAGAGCUACAUCCUCCACCGCGACCUGAAACCACAGAACCUGCUCAUCAGCGACACUGGAGAGCUAAAACUCGCUGACUUCGGCCUUGCCAGGGCCAAGUCAGUCCCCAGUCACACCUACUCCAAUGAGGUGGUGACCCUGUGGUACCGGCCUCCAGAUGUCCUGCUGGGAUCCACCGACUACUCCACCUGCUUGGACAUGUGGGGGGUGGGCUGCAUUUUCAUCGAGAUGAUUCAGGGAGUGGCUGCCUUUCCUGGAAUGAAGGACAUCCAGGACCAGCUGGAGAGGAUAUUCCUGGUUCUUGGAACUCCGUCUGAGGAAACAUGGCCUGGCGUUAACUCCCUGCCUCACUUUAAAACAGAACGCUUUACAGUGUACAGCGCCAAGAAGCUUCGACAAGCGUGGAAUAAGUUGGGCUACGUGGACCACGCUGAGGAGUUGGCCUCCAGGUUCCUCCAGUGCUUCCCAAAGAACCGGCUGUCAGCGCAGGCAGCCCUCAACCAUGAAUACUUCAGCAACCUUCCUCCACGGCUCUGGGAACUGCAGGACAUGUCUUCUAUCUUCACUGUACCAAAUGUCAAGCUGCAGACAGAAAGCGGGGACAGCAUACAGGUGUGCGCACGGAAGAACAGCCACGGGAAGGCGUCGUCUGGCAGCAAGCACUGACCUGCGGCAGCAUCCUGCACAUGACUGCCUGACGGGUGGCUGCUGUGAAAAAAGAAAAGGUGAAGAUAAAGAUGGUGACAUCGAGAAGGCCUCCAGCUCUCUCUUUAUUUAUUACCUUCACUAAAUGUAUGCGUGAGUGUGGGCGUGUGCGUGUGUGUGUGAUGUAUGCAUGCAUCAGAAGGUGAGUGAAAAGGUGUGCAUUUUGAAUGGUACUUAAGAUUUCAGACUAUUAUUUGCAAGUUUUGUUUACUUUUUAUAAGGUUCCAAUAACUCAUAUAUCAUUGUCACAGUAGAAGCAAAAGAACUUUACUAUCGCUACAUAUUGUGUUUUGUGUUUGUAACUAGCCUCCUAUUUAAGAAUGUAUAUUUGUAUGUAUGACGUAAUCAUCUAGAAACUAUAUAAAGGACAGUUUUAUUAUUGCUUGUUACCACUGAACGACUCUCACCAGGGAAGCUCUCCCUGUAGACACACACAUUCAGGAGGCUCAGUCCAAUCAUGCUGAAGACCACAGGAAGUCCUUAGGAUUCUGAUUCAUUUCUGUCCAGUUCAGCUCUGAUUUGUGGACUUUUAGAGGGGAAAAAAACAAUAAACAAGAUGAUGAUGAGGAGAGCUUUAAAGUGAUGCAACUUGUCCCCUGGCAGCCAUGUUGGAGGUCCUUCAUUCUUCAUAUUUCAGAUCGAGACCAGUCGCUGUAAAAUGUACUUAUUUCCUGGUGAUGUUAUGAAUCACUUUUGACUUUGUGGUUAAUAUUUUUGAAAGAAAAGCUCUUUUUUAAUGGUUGCUGGGAGUUAGAGAGACAGUAGCAGCUAUAAGAAAAAGGCAAUUAUCCUAAAAUAUUUAGCUUUGCUGUUUUUUUGUUGUUGUUUUUUUGCUCUAAUUAUGCAUGUCAAUAUCAAAUGAAAAAAGACCUUUCUAGUUUCUUUAAGGAAGCUGAUAAAGCUGCCCAACUCUUCCAAAUAAAAUAACAUAAAAAACACGUGGUCUCAUGUACAAAGAGUGGCACGGAUUUCCUGCUGAACCAAAAACACAGGACCCAGUAUUUGAAGGGGUUAGGGACCAAACCUGCUCACAAAUAGAUGGAAUCCACAAAUAAUUGAGAGUCUUUCUCUGAAAAGCCUGACAGCUGCUUAUUUUAUCAUUCAAACACCAAAUAUAUCUUAACGUGCAUUUAUACACAGAGUGGAAACCAUUUUAGUUCUAAGGCAGAAGCUAUCAACAACAAUCUUACUUAUCUUUACUCUUUGGGAUAAUCGGAAAAAUAAAUGGCGCUUCUGGAUUGGCCGGUUUACAAAUUCUAGCCAAUAGUGUGUCAGGUAGCAUUGAACCAAGUUAUUUUAACUUCCUAAUUUUUUUUUUAUUUAUUUUUUUUUAUUUUCUUAUAUAAUCUCUAUGAAAAAAUAUGUGAAUACUUCCAAAGAAAAAUCCAGAAUUUAGCGAAUACACAAGCUCAAAUAGCUGGGAGUCCAUUGUAGUUAAAUAUUUACCCUGCAGGGGGAAUUCUUCUCUCUGAAUUAUCAAAAAACAUUUCUUUAUUGAAAAAAUGGUAUUUGGAGAUUCUCCUUAAUAAGGUAGAUGCACAAAAAAGCACAGAUUUAACAAGUCAUGGUAGUAAUGAUUAACAGGUUGAUUUGCAAAACCUGUUAAUAUUGAAUACCUGUUACUGUAACAGGAUCACACACUGUUACUGUAAAUGAAGGCAGGAGUGUGCGGAGGGAAAGGUUGAAGCUGACGCAACUACUGUAAACACAAGAGGCACUCGGAGAUGUAGGGAUGUGAAAUAAGACAAGGAUUAGGUUGGAUAAAUGUCUCUGCUAAAGCUUAAAUAUGAUGUAUAUUUUAAAAAUCAUCAUUCUAACCUUGCUCUGUCUCUCUGAUAGGUUAAACUCAUGACAUAAUUUAGAUUUCUAAGUAUGUAUCUGCAGACUGAGGGACGCUCAGAAGAAUCCAUGUCAGGGCUCCAAAGGGGUCAGCCUGAUGAUGGGGAGCCAGAAAACAGUCUUAUCUUGAGAAAAGACAGGGUACCUCCAUUUUGGGUCAAAUGCUGUUAAGUUUCUCAGAACCAGCUGUGGUUUUGGCUGUGGUUCCGUUGGCCUUGUCUCUGUCGACCGGAAGAGACAAUCAGCGGCUCACUCUCUGAGCAGAUAGCAGGCAUGUUGUUGGAUGUUUGGUUCUUUCCUCUCCUGGAAUUCAGAUCUACAAGCAACUCCAAAAUCUUUCUACAAGAUUUAAGUAAAACUGGAUUGAACUACUCUUAGAAGAAAAACAGGUUGUCCUUUUGACAUUCAUUUAAAUUUGAGUGUUUUCAGCUUUUAAUGCUAACAAUUUAAAAGUUAUUGCUUUUUGACAAUGUCAGGAGGACAGCCUAUGGAAUUAAAAGAUGAUUUAGUUCAAUCUAAUGUCACCUGAGGGUGUUUUUUAAACAGUUGAUAGUAGUUUUUACAUCUGUACAUAUAUAAUAAUGUUUCAGGUCAGUUUUUGUGAGUUUUUAGGAUAUUCUGAUGUUACAGUUUAACUGUUAAAAAAUGAAGUAGUCACUUAGUCAAAUCGCUGAUGAUGCAAUGAAUACAAAAUGUUUGGUGCACAGAGGCUUAAUGAGCAUAAUAUUAAAGUAAAAAUAUUAAAUAUCCCAGCAUUAUAUUCACACUGUGAUGUAUACAAUAGCCUUAAAAAAUUAAAAAAUAUUAAUAAUAAUAAUAACAGUAAAGUCAGUCGAGUUCAAGGUACUUCCUACAGCAUGCUUUCUCACCAAAAGUCUAUCAUCUGCAGAAAAUCUCACAGCAGCCAUGACGUUUCCACUGUCCUGCUCAAAUAUCGAUGCUUCUCUAUUUAAUUUAUGGACAAUCAUCUGCACCCUUUGAACAUGAGGCUCCAGCAGUCUAAUAUUUCUAAAUGAGACACUAUCAUUGUUUUGUUGGGUUGGGUAGCGUCAGUGGACCUCCAUGAUGGAACCAGAUAUUGUUGUUGCAACCUGAAAGCUUUUCCUGAACAAUCUGUGUUGAACAUAUUGAUGAUGAAGGGACAGCGUAAAGUGCUUUUAGACGCAAUACUCCAAUGGACCACAACGGCUCUGGUGGAAACAUAGGUUUGAGCGUAACAAACAUGGGCAAUAUAAGUGUCAGUGCUUCCAUCUGAGAAUACGAGCUAAUGUACAUAAAGACAAAGCAGCAAGGCAAUAGGCUGAAAAGCCUCACUGUAUGUUUUGAUCCAGUUCUGAAAAAUCCAUCUUCCAAGUUUUCUGACAUGCCAAAAAAUUUGAUUGAUCCAUGUUGUUACCUAUAUCAGUUUGUUCCUGAGUCAAGAGUUGUGACUACACCAGAGUUUUCUUUGACAAAGUAAAUGUGUGAAGAUGGGUCUAUGUGCAGCCUGUGCUGUGAAGGUUGUGCAUAACUUUGACUCGUCCCUAAACCACCAACAUACUCUCUCCUGAGGCUGUUCCCUGAGAUGUCUUCUCCCCAAACCUUGCAUAUUUUCCUGGAUGUUUUGGAACUUUCUACUGAACAAAGCUCAGCUAUAUAAAGUAACAUAAUUUGCAAAAAUGUUUAAAAUGAGUUUUUCUAUUGCUAAGAUUUCUUUUUUUGUUUUCUUUUUGUGUAAAGAUAUUUGAAUAUUACAGAGUAGUUGUUUGGUGAUAAUUGUGAGGUACUAUCAAACUAAUGGCUUCCUUUUUAUUAGUCUGUUUCAAAACAAGUGAGACAAUAAUAACGGCCCUGCACUGUUGAACAGCCGAGAACAUGAGGCUGCAAAUCUAAAGCCACGGACAAAUGGAUACUGUAGAUAUUAUUCCUAUUCCUCUCUAACACACACAAACACACGCCCACACACUAACAUGCCUUCACUCAAGUUUGCAUUUCAACCCAUAUUAGGACUUUGUAUUGAUUUACAUUCAUUUAAGUAACUGCAUAUAAGCCUAACCCAGACAUUUUCCCAAACCAAAACCUAAUUCCUAUCAUACCUCUAACGCCUAACCCUAAACAAUGGGGUCCUCCGUAUUAGGACUGGGGCCCUUCGGUCUUCAAAAGGUUAGUAAAUAUGCUGGAAAUGGUCCUAAAUAUGAUAGCUAAACAAGUACACACAUACACAAUUCCAGGUAAUACAGCUGUAUUACCUAACAGGAGAAACUGCUCUGCAGAGUCUGCAGCUCCAGCUACAGUAUAGUUUACUUUCAAUGCCACUGUUCAGCUAAAACAGUGUUUUCUUUUUUUCCAAAAGGUUACUUAAUGCAACUGUUGCAGUAAAAAGUUCUCUCCAUCCAAACCACUAUUGUAUUUUUAGGAAUGAUAUCCCAAAGCUAGCUAAUGACAUGCUUUGGUAUUAAACCAAAUGUCACAGUCUCCUUCCUUCCUGAGUGAUGGGAAGGUGCAGCAUGAGAUGGAUAAACUAAACAAAAGUCUAUAAUGAUACAGAAGAGCCUUAUUUUUUGGUCUACCUGCUGUAAUCAGGUCAAGGUCUCAGACUAAAAUGUCUGACAAACCCUCCCUUUUGGCUCUACCUUAGAGGAAACAGUAAGUAGGUGGUAGUGUCAGUAUAGUGAAGUAUAGUCUGUUUGAUAAUUGGUACGUAGCAUUCAAUAUAAAUACCAUAGAAAUAUACCUAUAUGACCCAUCCCUACUAGCGUCUGUACCCUUGUAUGGCAAUAAUACAAUUCAUAAUAGCAACAACCAAAAAAUAAUCAUUUAGAAAAGUUCGUCCUAACCUAUGGUUCAGAUACACUUACAGUAACAACAUGUUUGUUUCUGACUUCAACUAGAGGAUUUUUAGAAAUAGAAGUUAAGUCAAAUGUAUCACAGAUUUGAAAAAAUGUUGCAUAUUGAGGGUUUUUCAGACCCACUCAAUAUUGAUCCAGUAACAAGCUGGUAAACAGAGAAUAAAUGGGGAAACCAAAAAUUUUUCACCUUUUCACACCAGAAAUAAAAACCCAAACAAGCCAUUUUCCACUUAAUAAAUGUACCUGUUUUCCUUUUAGUUGUACAUUUGUAGCGCUGAACUGGAGCCGUUGGGAAUAAAUGGUGGGACUGAGGCUGUUACUUGUAAGGUUGAUUCUGCUGUUUCUCCUGUAAAUGACAUCCAAGUGCUGCGUACAGGUGAGAAUAUCCAACCAAUAACAGGGAAGCUAUGGAGUUAUGAGGCACUUAGACAUUUUAUUGUGACUCUGUUCCAAUCCAGCUUUUCCAACCACAGAGUCAAACCUCUGAGGUUUAAAAAAGAUUUUUAAAAAGAUGAUGGGCUUAACUUACCCAGCAGCAUUUUAAAAAAUGCACUUUAAAUAAAAAUUGCCUUUAUGGUCACUUUACUCUCUGGCUUUCCCUAAACGAUAAACGCAUAAAUAUUCAUGCCCUCUCGCUCGGCUGGAUGCAGAGCAUGCCGGCUUCCUCACAAAUGUAAAUCUCAUCCCUGGAUGUGAACCCUUACAUGGACAGAGGGGAGCUGGUAGAACUGCUCUACUUGAAGUUAUCUUCCAGCUUUUCAGUGUCACCCGCAGGCUGUGAUUGUGCAGCAGGAAAAAGGGGAGGAGAGGCGGUGGGUAAUGCCACUAAAGCAGCGUGACAGAAGAGGGUUAAUACCAUCGAGCUGCGCUAAGAUUGCCCAGCCUCGAGUGGCUUUAGGGAUUGCAGGCAAUAUUAGCCAAGAAUAAUUAUUUUUGCUAUGUUGCUCCCUGUGUGAGCACGCUCUCCGUGUGCCUCGCGUUGCUUCGUAACACCCCCCAACUGUUUCCCGGAGCUUCUGCAGCCUGCAGUUUGCUGUAAAACUUUUCAAGUCCCACGUGGGCAGAGUUGAAACUCUGUUCAAACAGGAAUGUUCUUCAUACAUUUUGUAGAAGGUCCAGUGAAAGGGGUGGUAUUGCAUAUUUAACACUGUGACUGCAAAAUGAAAUAUCACCGGAAACGUGAAAGGUGGAAGCUUAGCGUAUGGUGGUAAACAGGGUUGGAAGAGUCUCCUUAGCGCUAAUGAAAAGUCAUGUAUGAUAACGCAUAUUUCUAUAAAUAUAUAUAUAUGAAAGGCCUCUAUUUUUGGCAUUUAUCAUGUGGACAUAAGUGGUUUGACUAUAAUAAACAUGUAGGUUGGCUCUGACAUGCAUCCUGGCUGUGCUCAUCAAUAAAUCUGUGUUUGCAAGAUUUUAAUGUGAAGCUUCUCUUGCAGUUUGCUUUUCUUUUCUACGCUGCACUGAAAAACCGAACAAAAACAUCCUUUUCACAAGUGGUUUGGAGUCGCCAAUCACUUUAUGGGGUGAAAUAAUAUUGUAUACUUUAGGAUAGCUGUUGCAUUAUUUGUUACAACCUCUAUGUAAUGUUAUUAUGGAAGAUGUAAUGUCCUUCUGUAAAUGUUUAAUGUUGUUUACCUGAAAUAAAAUUCUUCAAGGGUCUUAUGAA
Messenger RNA from Xiphophorus couchianus (Monterrey platyfish), 8132 nucleotides. It is a transcript of the gene cdk14, whose product is annotated as cyclin dependent kinase 14. The transcript has 15 exons. Gene Ontology annotation, biological process: protein phosphorylation. The record is from RefSeq and is a predicted model, not a curated record. The coding region runs from base 351 to 1763 and encodes 470 amino acids. NCBI's taxonomy places the organism in Eukaryota, Metazoa, Chordata, Actinopteri, Cyprinodontiformes, Poeciliidae. Gene Ontology annotation, cellular component: cytosol; nucleus; cytoplasm. Gene Ontology annotation, molecular function: cyclin-dependent protein serine/threonine kinase activity; ATP binding; cyclin binding.